GAGAGCAAUGAAUGAGAAUGGCAAAACAUGGCCGGUGGGGGAUCGUCACCGGAUCUUCAGUAAGCCUUAAAUAGCUCAUCCCCUCCAUUUUCCACUACUUUUCUUUUCUCUCUCACACUCCUCCAUUUUGCCCCUCUUUUCCACUUUGUAAAAUUGGAAAUCAUCUUCUUCCUGCUUCCAAUCCAGUCAAUACUUUUCUUUCUUCCACCUCCGAAAAAGUUUGAGAGAGAGAUUAGAAAACUCUGUUCCCAUCCCAGAAAGCAAUAAUUCAUCCAUCCCCCUUUUCCUUUCUUUUCCUUAGUUUUUUCUUUUCUUUUCUCCUCCUCCUCUCCCGUCUUUCACAGUACAUCAUCUCCCCCUUUUCUCCUUUAUUGCCAGCUCUGCCACUCCUUCCUCUCUUUCCCAAUUCCCAUACACAUACGCACUCCGCAUAUCCCCUUUUCCCCGAGUAUUUCCUCCUCGGGCCUCUUUUGUUCUCCCCUUUCUCAGCUCUCUCCCGAACUGCGCCUCAUCAUCGUGUUCAUCAUCAAUUCGUUGUUGCUGGGCUGUGAAUCACUUGAGCAGUAUUUACAAAGAGGAUCGAGGCAAUGUCUAGCGCUGCAAAAGUUGUGGACCCUGCAUUCCAGGGAGUGGGCCAGAAACCUGGGAUCGAGAUAUGGCGGAUUGAGAAUUUUCAACCAGUUGCAGUGCCAAAGUCGGAUCAUGGAAAAUUCUACAUGGGGGAUUGCUACAUCGUCCUUCAGACAACGCAAAGCAAGGGAGGAUCUUAUUUGUAUGACAUUCACUUCUGGAUUGGAAAGGACACAAGUCAGGAUGAAGCAGGAACUGCAGCGAUAAAAACUGUUGAACUUGAUGCAGCUCUAGGAGGGCGUGCCGUGCAGCACAGAGAACUUCAAGGACACGAAUCUGACAAAUUUUUGUCUUACUUUAAACCAUGUAUUAUACCGUUAGAAGGGGGUGUUGCAUCUGGCUUUAAGACACCUGAGGUAGAAGAGUUCGAGACCCGUUUGUAUGUUUGUAAAGGAAAACGGGUUGUCAGAAUGAAGCAGGUUCCAUUUGCAAGGGCAUCUCUCAAUCAUGAUGAUGUGUUCAUUCUAGACUCUGAGAAGAAGAUCUUUCAGUUCAACGGGGCAAAUUCCAGUAUCCAAGAAAGGGCCAAGGCUCUAGAAGUUGUGCAGUUUCUGAAAGAUAAGUAUCAUGAAGGAACAUGUGAUGUUGCAAUAGUUGAUGAUGGUAAACUGGAUACUGAAUCAGAUUCGGGUGAAUUCUGGGUCCUCUUUGGUGGUUUUGCUCCAAUUGGGAAGAAAGUUAUCACUGAUGAUGACAUCGUUGCAGAGAGGACUCCUGCUAAAUUAUAUAGCAUUCAUGAAGGCGGUGUGACUGCUGUUGAAGGGGAACUAUCCAAAGGCAUGUUGGAAAAUAACAAAUGCUAUCUCUUGGAUUGCGGAGCUGAGGUGUUUAUAUGGGUUGGCCGUUCAACACAAGUGGAGGAGAGAAAAACAGUGGGCAAGGUGGCAGAGGACUUUAUUGCCAAUGAAAACAGGCCAAGAUCCACUCGUAUAACCCGGGUCAUUCAAGGUUAUGAAACACAUGCAUUCAAGUCAAACUUUGGUUCAUGGCCUGCUGGGUCUGUAGCUCCAGGAGCUGAGGAGGGAAGGGGAAAAGUAGCAGCUUUGUUGAAGCAACAAGGUGUUGGUCUCAAAGGUUUGGGAAAAAGUGCUCCUGUGAAUGAGGAAGUUCCUCCUCUGCUUGAGGGGGGUGGAAAAUUGGAGGUAUGGUGUAUCAAUGGCAGUGCCAAGACUCCUGUGCCUAAGGAGGAUAUUGGUAAAUUUUAUGGUGGAGAUUGCUACAUUGUCCUUUACACUUAUCACUCUGGUGAAAGAAAAGAAGACUAUUAUCUUUGCUGUUGGUUUGGGAAGAAUAGCAUUGAGGCAGAUCAGCAGAUGGCUACUCGUUUGGCUAAUACAAUGUCAAACUCUCUGAAAGGAAGACCUGUUCUGGGUCGCAUAUUUCAAGGCAAGGAGCCACCACAGUUCAUUGCCAUUUUUCAGCCUAUGGUGGUCCUCAAGGGUGGUUUGAGCUCAGGCUACAAGAAAUACAUAGAAGAAAAAGAAGUGACUGACGACACAUACACUUCUGAUUCUGUUGCCCUGUUCCGAGUCUCUGGAACGUCUGCUCAUAACAGCAAGACAGAGCAAGUAGAUGCGGUGGCGACCUCCUUGAAUUCCACAGAGUGUUUCCUCUUGCAAUCCGGCUCUUCACUUUUCACUUGGCAUGGGAAUCAGAGUGCUUUUGAGCAACAGCAGUUGGCAGCAAAAGUUGCUGAAUUUGUGAAACCUGGAGCUACAAUGAAACAUGCUAAAGAAGGGACUGAAAACUCAAUUUUCUGGUCUGCUCUUGGAGGAAAACAAAAUUACACUAGCAAAAAGGUGUCCCCAGAAAAUGUCAGAGAACCUCACCUGUUCACAGUGUCGCUCAAUAAAGGUGAUAUUAUCUGCAUUUUUAGUUUGCAGUACAUCUGCUUACAUUCUUCUUUUCUUCAUACCAUGACUUUGAGGGAUCUUACAGUACUUAACAAGAUUUUUGCAUUCCUUGAGCAGGUUGAGGAAGUGUUUAACUUUUCUCAAGAUGACCUGUUGACGGAGGAUGUAUUAGUGCUUGAUACGCGAGCUGAAGUUUUUGUUUGGGUCGGCCAAUCUGUAGACCCCAAAGAAAAGCAAAGUGCUUUUGAUAUUGGCCAGCAAUACUUAGAGAUGGCUGCAGCUCUUGAAGGUUUGUCACUCAAUGUGCCGAUGUAUAGAGUUACUGAAGGAAAUGAGCCAUCAUUCUUUACAACAUACUUUUCAUGGGAUUCCACAAAAGCCACAGCUCUUGGAAACUCAUUCCAAAAGAAGAUGGCGUUGCUCUUUGGAAUCAAACAUGAGGAUAAAUCAAAUGGGAAUCAAGGAGGAGGAGCAACCCAAAGGGCUUCAGCUUUGGCUGCCUUGUCUUCUGCAUUUAAUCCUUCCUCUGGGAAGUCCUCCCCUAGAAGCCAGGACAGGACCAAUGGUUCAAAUCAAGGACCGACUCAGAGAGCAUCAGCUUUAGCUGCUCUGAACUCUGCUUUCAAUUCUUCCCCUACCAAAAGCCCCUCGAGGGGAUCUUCGGGAUCUGGACAAGGCCAAAGGGCCGCUGCUGUUGCUGCACUUUCACAAGUUCUUACUGCUGAAAAGAAGGGACCCAACGGUACCCCUAUUCAGAGCCCUAGCGCCGAAACCAAAACUCCUGCUGGUGAAGGAAAAAGUGAAAAUGAAGCCUUUGAAGUAGAUCAAGGGUCUGAAGAAGCUGCUGCAGAAGGGAAGGAAAUCGAUGACACCGGGUCUGCAUCUGGAAGCAAUGCAGGGGGUGAUUCUGAACCUAAAACCGAGUCUGAACAGGACUACGCCGACAUUGGUCAGGUUGUGUUCGGUUACGAUCAGCUGAAAGCUCGUUCAGAAAACCCCGUGACUGGGAUUGAUUUCAAAAGGAGAGAGGCAUAUCUAUCACCUGAGGAAUUCGAGUCCAUAUUUGGGAUGGACAAAGAAGCUUUCUACAAACAGCCCAAGUGGAAGCAGGACAUGCAGAAGAAGAAAGUUGAUUUAUUUUAAGCAGCCAAGUUACUAUUAUCUUGCAUGCUGCUGGCUUUCUGGUGCUUCAAUUUUUUUUUUGUUUCAGUUCCAUGUUUUCUGGCUUGCUUCGAUAUGGCAUUUUAUUAUUUUGCCUCUAGAUGUGGGUUAGUAUGCAAAUUUUUGUGUUGUGGGCUGAAGAGUGAGCUUUUGUUUUGGCCUUUUGAAGAAGAAAAGGAGAUUCUUUGUUUCUUUUAAACCUUUCCCUGAAUUGAGUUGUAAGAAUGUCAGGUUGUAGUGUUCCACUGAGGAAGGUUGGAAGGUCAAAAUUCUUUCAUUUGGGUUCAUUUGUGUAUCUGAUUUGUGAUUAUUCUAUUUUACCUUUCCAUUUCUUGGGAGGACUAUGUAUAUGCAUUGAUGUGUGUUAUUGUACUCUAUAUAAAUACUUAUACUCAGUAAUGAAGGUUAUAUAUGGUGUUUUGAAUGUUAUGCUUAAUCGUCUUUGAUAUUAACAUUUGAUGUAAGGAUG
This is a messenger RNA of Linum tenue, 4113 nucleotides long. Lineage: Eukaryota; Viridiplantae; Streptophyta; Magnoliopsida; Malpighiales; Linaceae. The record is from the annotation of a GenBank genome assembly.